Botrytis byssoidea is the source of this 294-nucleotide messenger RNA. RefSeq lists its product as uncharacterized. Lineage: Eukaryota; Fungi; Ascomycota; Leotiomycetes; Helotiales; Sclerotiniaceae. The transcript is spliced from 2 exons. Bases 1 to 294 code for a protein of 97 amino acids. The record is from RefSeq and is a predicted model, not a curated record.
AUGGAUUCUCUUAACAAUGCAUUCGCCUCCUCGGACCCAAAAGCUGCUGUGAUGAAUCAAGUUCGUCAGGAAGCUGCUAUGACCAAUGCUAGACAAUUGAUCGAGAAAGUAAACGAACACUGCUUCGAGAAAUGCGUACCCAAACCUGGCGCCUCUCUCAGCAGCGGCGAAACCACUUGCUUCACCCAGUGUAUGGAAAAAUACAUGCAAGCAUGGAACACUGUGAGCAAACAAUAUAUUGCGAGAUUGCAACGAGAGUCGACUAGUGGAGGGGCGACGGGGGGUAUGUUCUAG